AUGAGCGGUGGACCGGGCGCCGCCUCGCUGGAGGUUCCCUCUGAGGACGGUGGGAGCGGCGAGUGGCGGCGCAUUUUCAACCGGGUUGAGGCGCUGCUGCCGCGGGUCGAGGAGCUCGCCGCCGACCGUGCUCGCCUCGAGGAAACCAGCAGGACCCAGCAAGAGCUGUCGGCAGCACGCGAGAAAAGCCUCCAUGCCCGCCUCCUCCAGGCGAAGGCGAGCAGGUGGAGGUGGAAGACGGCCUACAUUGAGCUGCCUCUCUUGGCCAAUCCCAAGAUCAUCGAACUCCAAGAGAAUGAUUUGGAGGAUUCCAGGAAAUGUGAAGCUCUUGUUGACGUCGAUGACUCAGGACCAGAGAUACCACUCAAGGGAGGUAAAAGGCAUUUAGAGCGCAGUGAAACAAAUGUGGGUUAUGAGGAUGUUGUCAGAGAUUUAAGAGCUGAGCUAACAAAAUUAAAGCAAGCUUAUGAGACCCUGAGCACAAACAAGGAUAAGGAAACUUCUGAAUCAGCACACAAGCUUCAGCGGAACAUAGAGGAGAUGUUUGAUGAUGCAGAAAACAAGAUGUGGAUCUUUGUCAAGAUCUGUGAUAGCAAGACCGUCACUCUGGAGGUCGUGGAUUCAGAUACGAUCUAUAGCGUCAAGGCUAAGAUUCAAGACAAGGAGGGCAUACCUUCAUGCCAGCAGAGGCUCAUGUUUGAUGAUCAGCUAUUGGUGGGCAGCUGCACCCUGAAGGACCACAGCAUCCAGAAUGAGGCCACCCUAACCCUUCACCUUGUAAUCCAAGGGAUGCAUAUCUUUGUCAAGCCGAUUGUUGGUAAGAUCAUGACCUUUGAGGUUGAUAGAGCAGAUAACGUGUACAGUAUAAAGGCGAAGAUUUUCGAUGAGACGGGCUUUGCCCCAGUUGGGCAGCGCCUCAUCCUUUAUGGGAAGAUGUUGGAGGAAGACCGCACCCUGGCCUAUUAUGGCAUACAAAAUGACUCUACCCUCCAUCUCAACUUGCGCAUCCCGCUUCUGAGAGAUCGGAUACGCAUCUCGAUCAGGACGGUUACUGGGAAGACCAUCGUUGAACGGAAUGGUAUGCGCUCAGAGACCGUUGGCAAUAUCAAGGCGAAGAACUAUGUUGAGUUGGGCAUUCCCACAGACCAACAGUGCCUUUCCACAGGCGGAAAGCCGCUUGAGGAUGGCUGCACUGUGGAGGAGGUUGUAAGAUUAAUGAACAAAAUUGCUGUUUCUGGGAUCGUGACUGUCAUCGAAAGAUCUGAUAUAUUCUAG
Lolium rigidum is the source of this 1275-nucleotide messenger RNA. RefSeq lists its product as uncharacterized. NCBI's taxonomy places the organism in Eukaryota, Viridiplantae, Streptophyta, Magnoliopsida, Poales, Poaceae. Bases 1 to 1275 code for a protein of 424 amino acids. The transcript has 6 exons. Gene Ontology annotation, biological process: protein ubiquitination; modification-dependent protein catabolic process. The record is from RefSeq and is a predicted model, not a curated record. Gene Ontology annotation, molecular function: protein tag activity; ubiquitin protein ligase binding. Gene Ontology annotation, cellular component: cytoplasm; nucleus.